AUGUCUGACUCGAAGGGUGCAGUGCCGUUCGUUUCGUGCUUCGGCAAGAAGAAGACUGCGACGGCUGUCGCCCACGCCAAGGAGGGCCGGGGUCUCGUCCGCUUGAACGGCCACCCGAUCUCGCUCUCUGGUCCCUCGGAAAGCCUCGCUUGGAAGGCUUACGAGCCUUUCCUGGUGGUCGGCGCCGACAAGUUUGCCACUGUUGACAUCCGCGUUCGCGUCUCUGGUGGUGGUAACACGUCGCAGGUUUACGCUGUGCGCCAGGCGAUUGCCAAGGCCCUCGUUGCGUUCUACGCCAAGUACUACGACGCCGCGUCGGCGCUUGAGCUCCGCCAGCUCUUCAUCUCCUACGACCGCACGCUUCUUAUUGCUGACCCGCGCCGCUGCGAGCCGAAGAAGUUUGGUGGUCGUGGUGCGCGUGCGCGCCGCCAAAAGUCCUACCGUUAA
Malassezia vespertilionis is the source of this 447-nucleotide messenger RNA. RefSeq names its product 40S ribosomal protein S16 (gene RPS16). Gene Ontology annotation, cellular component: cytosolic small ribosomal subunit; ribosome. Gene Ontology annotation, molecular function: RNA binding; structural constituent of ribosome. Lineage: Eukaryota; Fungi; Basidiomycota; Malasseziomycetes; Malasseziales; Malasseziaceae. The coding region runs from base 1 to 447 and encodes 148 amino acids. The record is from RefSeq and is a predicted model, not a curated record. Gene Ontology annotation, biological process: maturation of SSU-rRNA from tricistronic rRNA transcript (SSU-rRNA, 5.8S rRNA, LSU-rRNA); translation. The transcript has 2 exons.